Messenger RNA from Phytophthora sojae, 387 nucleotides. RefSeq lists its product as hypothetical. Lineage: Eukaryota; Oomycota; Peronosporomycetes; Peronosporales; Peronosporaceae. The record is from RefSeq and is a predicted model, not a curated record. Bases 1 to 387 code for a protein of 128 amino acids. The transcript is spliced from 3 exons.
AUGCGGACGCGCGGACAGACACCCAAGGCGCCGCUCAAGAAGACGUACGAGCUGGACGACACGCCCGAAGAGGACAGUGACUCUUAUGAUGGGGAUAAGGAGAAUGCGGUGAAUGCGGCGAAACCAGGCAGGAAGAGCAAGCGGAAAGGUGGCGCAAGUCGUGCAAGCAAGAAGGGGUUGUCGAAGAGGCAGAAGAACGACAACAGUACUGCGAGUCAAGAGUCGCCGCCGAGCUUUGCCUUCAAAGCGGCCAAGACGUCGUUUCGCAAACGGAAGCUGCUCAAGCAUGAGCGACAGCUGCAGAACGAGGAGGAAAACAAGAGACGGAUCGACGAGAUGAUUGCGUACUUCAAAAACCUGGAUGAGCAGAAGCUGGAGACAGCGUGA